This is a messenger RNA of Chelonoidis abingdonii (Abingdon island giant tortoise), 717 nucleotides long. RefSeq names its product A-kinase anchoring protein 14 (gene AKAP14). NCBI's taxonomy places the organism in Eukaryota, Metazoa, Chordata, Testudines, Testudinidae. Gene Ontology annotation, cellular component: cAMP-dependent protein kinase complex. The record is from RefSeq and is a predicted model, not a curated record. Gene Ontology annotation, molecular function: protein kinase A regulatory subunit binding.
AGAGAGCCAGCUGCUUAAUGAACCCUGGGAAUCUGCAGGCUACAGGGGAUAGAGCAGAUCCCAGCACUAAGGAAAAAACCUGUAAAGUGCAUUCAGACAGCUGAUGAUAAUGGAUGUGGGAGAUGAUGGUGCCAUCAAGGAAAAAGCGCACAUUUUAAUUGAGGAUGUAAUCAGGGAUGCAAAAGAGUAUCUGCGAGAUUUGCAAGAAAAAAAGAGAGAAGCUGAGUACAUCAUCCAAAACAUUCAGUGGACCUCAUGCAAGGACUUUACAGUGGAGAGAGGACAGCAGCAAAUUGAGGAAUACAUGUCACAGACGUGGGAGUUUCAUGAAAGCUGGCUUCACUGGUCAGACUACCUCCAGGAAGAAGAACUGAAGUACAGCAGGAGGUACCAUUACCGGGUUCGCUGGAGCAUCCCAACAUGUAGGAAGCCCAUUCCACGAGCAACAGCAUGCAUUUAUUUCAUCAUCGAGAUCUCCAAAAUUAAACCACCUACCUUGCCGGUUGAGGUAUUCUUCAUUUUGGAGUCAAAUAGACUCAUUCACAGACCAGGACAGUGUCGGUUUAGAGAAAAGUGGCUCAAAGACAUCAUUGAAAACAAGAGGAUUCUCAUGGACAGCAUAACUUUCUAAAUAAACAUUUGCAUCAGAUUAAAUCCAAUUCAAACAUGCACCCUCAAGCUGUUGGCGUUGUAUGGAAAUAAACUGCAAUAGGCUUU